Molecule: messenger RNA, 12611 nt
Organism: Sebastes umbrosus (honeycomb rockfish)
Lineage: Eukaryota; Metazoa; Chordata; Actinopteri; Perciformes; Sebastidae
Product: glutamate receptor ionotropic, NMDA 2B-like
Exons: 19
Coding region: 2094-7301 (1735 amino acids)
Biological process (GO): long-term synaptic potentiation; monoatomic ion transport; excitatory postsynaptic potential
Cellular component (GO): plasma membrane; postsynaptic density membrane; NMDA selective glutamate receptor complex
Molecular function (GO): NMDA glutamate receptor activity; transmitter-gated monoatomic ion channel activity involved in regulation of postsynaptic membrane potential
Source: RefSeq, a predicted model, not a curated record
GUGAUGAAGACAGCGCUGCCAUGUCUGAACCGGGUUGUUGUGAUAGUGACGCCGAGGCACGCUCAAUCACACACCGCACAGUCGAUCACACUACUGCGUAUCGUCGACCACGUGGCGGCGACAUGGGUCUGGGUUCACAGAUGAUGUCUGAAACUUGUGAAAAGAUGAAGCAGAGGCUGUUGAAUGGGUCAAGGAACCACAGCGCUGCCUGUUUUGGCGGGUCCAUCCAAAAUUGGCCAAGAGGGAGGAAAGCUGCAAGCUUCACCGUUCGUCCUCGGUCACAUUCGGAGCCUCGCUCACAUGCAUUCCACCUUCAGCUUCAUUGUAAGUGACUCAUCAAGCAAGCACCUUCUCCAGUCGUCAACCACAUUUUUGACCACUCAUUUCUAUGUUGUUGCACAAAAAGUCUGUCCUUUUCAUUAAAAUGUCUGAAAUGCCCCUUUAAUCACACACCGUCCUCCUCCACAUGUCCUUUUGUUGGCUGUCGUGCAUAUUGAGAGAAAUUCCACAUUUGAUCCCGUAGAGGAAAAUGCACAUUGUGAUCAAACCGAGGUGCGUUUAAGUUUCUCUCGCUUCAUGUUCAUCAGGUGAAGGUCAAACCGAGCUAAAGCCUAAUUCGUGAGCGACAGCGCACCGUUGUUGCAUUUGUAAGCCAGCGCUCGUCCAGUUCUGUCGGGGUGUCAUCUGUGUUUAUACACUCCUUCUUUUUCUCUGCCCUCUUUUCCUCUCUCUCCCCUCCCUCUCUCUCUCUCUCUCUCUGUCUCCUAUCUUUCUGAACUGACUUCUUCUUGCAGACAGACACACACAAGCACUCAAAGAGAAUGGACUAGAAAAAGAACCUGGCUCUAUCAUCCAGAGGAUUUUUUUCCCCUUUUUUUCCUCCACCAUAAAUUUUCACUUUUUUUCCACUCACUUUGCUUCAAUCUCUUUAAUCACCUUUUUUUUUCCCCACAUCUUUUUUUCUCCAUCACUUCCACCCUCUCACCCCCUCUGAAUCAAUCCACCUAUUGAUUUAUUUGUUGUUCCAUUUUUGUCUUUUCAUUCGCCAUCUAAAAAAAAAAAAGACAUGUCCUACCACUCGCACGUCAUCGACUCUCUCGCAUCAGAGAGGAGUUGCUGUUUAUUUUGCAUUUUGAUGACGUAAUUUUGCAAUCCGUCAGCUUGACUUACUUCCAUUUAUUAAAAUACAAGGGGCAGAUUAUUCAUGAUUAAUCUUUUGCAUUUAAGAAAAAACAGAAGAUAGGAUGGCUCGAAAGCUGACUGCAAAGUAACUGAAUAAUUUGGUGUGUGUGUGUGUUGUGUGUGUGUGUGGGUGGUGUGUGUGAGCUACAGAGAGGCACAGCAAUAGACAGAUGCAUAGCAAAGUGAAGCAAACCACACAACUCAUUUCCUUUACCAUCUCCUUUUUAUUUUUAAUAUUUCCACUUUUUUGUUUUUCCUAAAGGAGAUUUAACGCCUCUCCUCUUCAUUACAUGAAGAUAAUGGGAAGUGGGACUUUUGAACAGCCGUCACCAUGAUAAAGGCACUCUGGAUAUAGCUGUUUUCCUGUGGAAUUACCCUUUAAAUCCUGGAUUUGAUUCCAAAUGAAAAAAAAUAAUUAACAAUUAUUAAAACUGUCCUAAAUUCUGGACUCUUUUUUUUUUUUUCUUUUUUUUUUUUAUACUUCUUUUUGUAAUGGACUGAAGCUGAUUUCAAUAUUUCUUUUUCAACUAUUGAAUCUUAAUGGAAUUUCACUAACGCGGAUUAAGGACUCAAGCAACAUCUUUGUCUAUUAGUUGAUGUAAUAGCCACGAUUCUUACAAUUUCUCCAGCCUGCAAAAUCCAUUAGAUUUAAUGUUUCUUAAUGUUAAGGGUUAAAUAGACUGGCGGACGUCAGAGAAACAAGCGACGCCAGACGUCUCGUCGGAGGGGCGAAGGGGAGAACGGAAGCGAAGCUGCUCCUGUGGAGUACAAUUACCUCAAAAUUGCUGCUUUACCCCCUUGACCCGUCGAGGAUUUUACCUAAAACUGCUUUCAGCCUCCCUCAGUCUGAGGCUAUGAGAGGGAGAGAGGAGUCCCAGGCCGCACCAUCAUGCUACUUCUGAGACGCUGGGAUGAGACUUUGGCUGGCAAAACACAAGGUAUUACUCUCCCACUCCUCCACCAUGCCUGUCUGCGGCUGCCGCUGCCCCUCCACGCCUCGCGGCCAAGCAGGGGCCUCCUACUCCGCCCCCUCGGUCGCCCAGGAGCAAGAGAGGCGAGCCCGACCCCUACGCCCACCCCCACCUCCGUCGCUCCACUGCCACACCAGCGCCUCUCACCGCCUCUCCCUCCUCCUCCUGCUGCUCUGCCUCCUCUACCUGCCCCCGGCCUGCCACUCGCGGAGAGAGAAGGGCGGGGGAGGCGGAGGAGGAGGAGGUGGCGGCGGCGGCCACUACAUCCCCAUCCCCCAGCCACCUCCCCACCACAUGGCCGUCCCCAACAUGCUGCGCGGCCUCAGCAUCGCCGUCGUCCUGGUGGGCAACUCCAGCGACGUGGCGCUGGCCGGGGCCCGAGAGAAGGAGGACUUCCUGCACAUGGCGCCCAACGUGGAGGUGCUGACCAUGAAUGAGACGGACCCUAAAAGCAUCAUCAAGAGCAUCUGUGACCUAAUGACGGAGCACUGGCUGCAGGGCGUGGUGUUCGGGGACGACACCGACCAGGAGGCCAUCGCUCAAAUCCUCGACUUCAUUUCAGCCCAGACUCACCUCCCCAUUCUCGGAGUCCGCGGGGGCUCCUCCAUGAUCAUGGCUGCCAAGGAUGACGACUCCAUGUUCUUUCAGUUCGGCCCCUCCAUCGAGCAGCAGGCUUCGGUCAUGCUGAACAUCAUGGAGGAGUACGACUGGUACAUCUUCUCCAUCGUCACCACGUACUACCCCGGUUACCAGGACUUUGUCACCAAGGUCCGUAGCACCAUCGAGAACAGCUUCGUGGGCUGGGAACUGGAGGAGGUUUUGCUGCUCGACAUGUCCGUGGACGACGGAGAUUCGAAGAUCCAGAACCAGCUGAAGAAGCUCCAGAGCCCCGUCAUUCUGCUCUACUGCACAAAAGAGGAGGCCAACACCAUCUUCGAGGUGGCCCACUCUGUCGGGAUCACUGGAUACGGCUACACGUGGAUAGUGCCCUCGCUGGUAGCCGGAGACACUAUCGCAGUGCCUUCAGAGUUCCCCACAGGUCUGCUCUCCGUGUCCUACGACGAGUGGGACUACGGCCUAGAGUCCCGCGUUCGCGACGGCGUGGCCAUCAUCACUAUGGCGACCUCCACCAUGAUGAUGGACCGCGGACCUCACACCCUGCUGAAGUCUGAGUGCCACGGAGCUCCCGACAAGAAGACCCCCAUCUCAGGCAACCCCAACGAAGUGCUCAGGUACCUGAUGAAUGUGACGUUCGAGGGACGUAAUCUGUCGUUCAGCGAGGACGGAUACCAGAUGCACCCCAAGCUGGUCAUCAUUCUGCUCAACAAGGAGAGGCAGUGGGAGAGGGUGGGUAAAUGGGAGAACGGUUCCUUGUCCAUGAAGUACCACGUGUGGCCUCGCUAUGAACUAUACGGGGGAGCAGCGAACAGGGAGGAUGACCACCUGUCCAUCGUGACGUUGGAGGAGGCUCCGUUCGUCAUCGUGGAAGACGUGGAUCCGCUUAGCGGGACCUGUAUGAGGAACACUGUGCCCUGCCGGAAGCAGAUCAAAACACUCAAUUCGACGAAGGAUUCAGGGAUCUACAUAAAGCGUUGCUGUAAGGGAUUCUGCAUCGACAUCCUGAAGAAGAUCGCCAAGCAGGUGAAGUUCACCUACGACCUUUACUUGGUCACUAACGGCAAACACGGCAAGAAGAUCAAUGGGACGUGGAACGGCAUGGUGGGAGAGGUGGUGUUAAAGAACGCCCACAUGGCCGUCGGCUCCUUGACCAUCAACGAGGAGAGGUCGGAGGUCAUCGACUUCUCCGUCCCCUUCAUAGAGACGGGCAUCAGCGUCAUGGUCUCCCGUAGCAACGGCACAGUUUCGCCCUCGGCCUUCUUAGAGCCCUUCAGCGCGGAUGUGUGGGUGAUGAUGUUCGUGAUGCUGUUGCUGGUGUCAGCAAUGGCUGUGUUUAUAUUCGAGUACUUCAGCCCUGUGGGCUACAACCGCUGUCUGGCUGACGGCAAAGAACCUCACGGUCCGUCCUUCACCAUCGGUAAGGCCAUCUGGCUGCUGUGGGGUCUGGUCUUUAACAACUCCGUGCCGGUGCAGAACCCCAAAGGCACCACCAGUAAGAUCAUGGUGUCAGUGUGGGCCUUCUUCGCUGUCAUCUUCCUGGCCUCCUACACUGCCAACCUGGCUGCUUUCAUGAUCCAGGAGGAGUAUGUGGACCAGGUAACUGGUCUCUCAGACAAAAAGUUCCAGAGUCCCAACGACUUCUCGCCUCCGUUUCGGUUCGGCACCGUCCCAAACGGGAGCACGGAGAGAAACAUCAGGAACAACUAUCCAGAAAUGCACGGCUACAUGACGAAGUUCCAUCAGAAAAACGUCAACGAGGCUCUUGGGAGUCUCAAGGCUGGUAAACUAGACGCUUUCAUUUACGACGCGGCCGUGCUGAACUACAUGGCUGGCAGGGACGAGGGCUGCAAGCUGGUGACCAUUGGCAGCGGCUACAUCUUCGCCACCACGGGGUACGGCAUCGCCAUCCAGAAGGAGUCGCUCUGGAAGAGGCACGUGGACCUGGCCAUCCUGCAGCUCUUUGGAGACGGUGAGAUGGAGGAGCUGGAGUCCCUGUGGCUGACGGGAAUCUGCCACCACGAGAAGAACGAGGUGAUGUCCAGCCAGCUGGACGUGGACAACAUGGCCGGCGUCUUCUACAUGCUCGGCGCCGCCAUGGCUCUGUCGCUCAUCACCUUCAUCUGCGAGCACUGGUUCUACUGGCAGCUGCGCUUCUGCUUCAUGGGCACCUGCUCCGGCCAGCCCGGCUUCGUCUUCUCCAUCAGCAGGGGCAUCUACAGCUGCAUCCACGGGGUGCAGAUUGAGGAGAAGAGCAGCUCGGCGUUGAACUCCCCGUCAGCCACCAUGAACAACACCCAUUCCAACAUCAUGCGCCUCUUACGCACCGCCAAGAACAUGGCCUCCCUGUCCGGGGUGAACGGCUCGCCACACAGCGCCCUGGACUUCAUCCGCCGCGAAUCCUCCGUUUACGACAUCUCCGAACACCGGCGCAGCUUGGCGGGCCACUCGGACUGCAAGCCGCCUUACCCGGAAGACAACAUGUUCAGCGACUACAUCAGCGAGGUGGAGAGGACAUUUGGCAACCUCCACCUGAAGGACAGCAAUCUGUACCAGGACCAAUACAUGCACCACCACGGCUCCACGCUGGGGCUCAGCGGGCCGCCUCCCAACAGGCCCCACAGUUUGGGCAGCGCUAGUUCUCUGGAGGGCGGCAUGUUCGACUGUGACAGCCUAGGCGGAGGGGUGGCCCCUAUUUUCACCACGCAGCCGUGCUCGGCGCUGACCCACAGGAACAUGAGCAAGUUUGACCUGCUGUCCGGACAGACUCCUCCCCCAAGCCAGGGCUUCAAGGGAGGCCUGCCGGACCUGUACGGGAAGUUCUCCUUCAAGGGAGGUGCCUCCAGCUCCACAUUCAUCCCUGGGCACGGCUACUGCGGAGGGAGAGGCGAUGACGAUGGGAAUAUACGGUCAGAUGUCUCGGACAUUUCCACGCACACAGUGACUUAUGGAAACCUGGAGGGUAACGCCAAGAAGCGCAAACAAUACCGCGAUAGCCUGAAAAAGAGGCCGGCCUCUGCCAAGUCCAGACGGGAGCUGGACGAGAUCGAGCUGGGCUACAGGAGGAAACCCUACCACAUCAGCCACCACCACUACCACGGCCACCGCUCUACCUCCCCGCCGCUUUUACCCUUAGAACGGAAGAGAGGAGGAGGAGGAGGAGGAGGAGGAGGAGGAGGUAGAGGUGGAGGAGGUGGAGGAGGAAACAACGAUGGGAACUAUCUCUUCAGAGAAAAGGAGAGCGUUAGGGAUUUUUAUUUGGACCAGUUUCGGCCCAAAGAGGGCGUCCCUCAGUGGGAACAUGUGGACCUGACCGACGGACCUGGGAACAGAGAUGGAGGAGUGGGGACCUGCACCACCCUGGUUCCGGUGGAUGACUUUCUUAAGAGCAAACCCAAAAAGUCUGAUUCAAAGAGCGGGGGAGGAUCUGGGCUGGCAGGGGGAGAGUGGGAGUGCAGGAACUGUCGGGCCAGCGGGGUUGGAGUGGGCAAGCAGAUGUCCAUGCAUGGAGGAGGAGGCGGCGGCGGGUACGGUGGUGGUAUGAGCUGCGGGUCCUCGGCAGGCGGAGGAAACAGCCGCCCCAGCUCUGCGACCUGCAUGCGCUGCGAGGGCUGUAAAAAGACAGGAAACCUCUACGACAUCAGCGAGGACAACAACCACCUCUUGGAACAGAUGGGGGGAGGGAAAGGUGGGGGUGGUAUGGGCGCCGGGCCUCCGUCUCAAUCUCAGGGCCAGCAGAGGAGGAAGAGUGGAGGAUUCGGCAAGCCGCUGAGGCGGCAGCACUCGUAUGACGCAUUCGUCGACCUUCAGAAAGAGGACUCAGGCGGGAUGGGAAGUUUGAUGGGGGGCCUGGGAGGUGGUGGAGGGAUGGGUGGUCCAGGUAUGGGAGGGAUGCUGCCCCCACCCAGGAGCGUUAGCUUGAAGGAGAAAGAACGCUACAUGGAGGGCACCAGCCCCUUCGCACACAUAUUUGAGCGUCACGGGGGCUCGGAGAGAGAAAGGGAAAGAGACAGGGACCCGUUGUUCUACGGAGGCGAGGGCCGGAAAAGACCCGGCUCGCCGUUCGGCCUGUUCAGAGGCGGCGAGGGCCUCCACCGCCGCUCCAUCGGAGAGAGAGACAUGAGAGACAGGGAUAGGUCUUUGAUGGAAGGAGGAGGUGGGGGAGGGUUCUCUUUAUCCAAAUCUCUUUACCCCGACAGGGUAAACCAAAACCCCUUUAUACCCACCUUCGGCGACGACCAGUGUCUGAUGCACGGAGCCAAACAAUAUUACAUGAAAAAGCAACAGCAGCAGCAACAAGUUGCCAAAAACAGCCGAAGUGACUUCAGGAGCCAGAUGAGCACGACGUCGUAUCUGCCGGCGUCCGCCACGGCCGGGGUGAUGUCCAACGUGACGCCCCGGUUCCCGAAAGAGCUCAGCAUGGGUGGGAUGAACCACCACGGCUCCAUGCUGGGGGUCGGCCCCCCGCGUCCCUUCAACGGAAGCAAUGGCCAUGUGUACGAGAAACUCUCCAGCAUCGAGUCUGACGUGUGAGAGCAGAAAAAAAGGGAGUAUGGAGGAAAGGGAGGAGCGGACGAUGGCGAGGGAGGAGGAGGGGAGGCGUGUAGUGUUAGGAGAUCAGGGAUGAUUUUAAAGACACUGUCCACACACUGCAACCCUGGCCCAUAUUGGGACAGCACGAUGAGGUAGGAGAGGAGAGAGCUGUGAAAUAGAAAAAUAAGGGGGGGGGAUCUUGAUUUUGCAAAAAACAAAUCUGGGUAAAGAAAUCAGGACUCCCUGAGGAGGUGUGGGAUGUUAACCUGCUCUCAGAAACGGCCAAAGCUACUCUACUUUUAUGUCCGAACACAGUCAAUCAACGUUGCCCUCAACAUCACAAAUGCACUCAACUCCUCGUCCAUCGUUUCAUCCACCAGUGAGGCAGAAGUCGACGCACUCGGUUGUUAUCGCAAAGAGGCGACACCUCAUCUUCGUUUGAUAUUGGACGUGUGAGGCUGGUGCGAUGCGACGGCUGUCCGAGAGCUCCCGCUGAGGAAAAGACAGCGAGAGCAAACUGCCCAUCUGCCCCUGUGUCACCGCGGAAAGGAGACAUUGUCACGUUUUUACCAGAGACACAGGAGAUGAUUUCUCUCUCUGGAAGGAGACAGCCCGGCCUGUCCGUCUCCUCUCCGUCCCACACUCCUCUUCCUCUCCUGGCCACCCCCCAACCCCCCCGCUCCUCCUCCUCAUCCCCGACGCCAAAAGAGCUGUUUGCUAUGAGAAAUACAAUCAUGAAUGAUAAUAAGAUAUUCUUAUAGAAAAAAAAACAGGGUAUAAGAACAACAAUAAUAUUGAUAACAUUGUGAAUAACAAAGAUGUUAGUGCUGAUUAUGAUAUCACUAAGUUUUUUCUUGUUUUAUGUUCUGUUGGUAUAAUAUUUCACUACUGUUUUUUAAGUAUCUGUAGUUGUAUCCUGUCUGCGCCGGGUGGCAGCAGGACGGUUGUUCAACCAACAAGCCAGAAAGACUGAGUCCUUAACUCCUUUAUUUUUCUGUCUUCUGUAGAAUAUUUUACUCCAUGCUCAUACAUUUAUUUGCUCCUCGUGGAAAAAACAGGAUCUGGAAGAGCUGACAGAUCCUUAUUUGAUGUUUCAAGACAUUACAAAUCAAGUGCACACACACACACACACACACACACACACUUAAACACAUGCAGAUUUUGUCAGUCUGAACUUGUGUUAACUGUGAACGACGCGUUCCGUCCGAAUCUGAAGAUACUGAGAGGGAGGACGUGCCUUAAUGGUCUCCAGUGGAUGUGUCCUCCAGGCGGCAACCGGGACGGCGUGCUUUUUCGGCUGUUUCUCUUCACGUUUAUGAGCCAAAACUGCGGUGAAAAUUUUCCAGCAGGCUUGAGACGCUGCAGCGGGAUGGUUUCGACACGAGAGGAGAUGUUUUAUAACUUCGUAAAAAUUGAUUUCGAACUAUUCAGGAGAUAGCGUCUCACUCCACGACACGGCAGCCUUUAGACCACUUCUUUUAUUCAGGUUACAUGAUAACACUCACCGGGCACUCGCUUUUUUUUUUUUUUUUUCUCGGCCUCUCUCGCCAGUAUCUCGUUGAAGGCGUUAUACUUUUUCGCUAAGCGGCCCGAGAGGCAACACAGAAAGCUUUGUUUGUACAUUGUGUAUGAUUUAAUAUAUGCACUUUUGUUUAUGUCGGCAACAAAAAUGUGUAGGAGAAAGUGUCGUCGCCCCGUGAUAAUGGCGGAGGAUGUUUAAUUGAGAGAGGCGGCGGCGUCCGGAAGGCGGCCAACUUGCGAAAGCUUUUCACUUUUGACUGAUGUAGAUAGUCUUUUUUCAGCUGGAGAGGUUUUAUUGCACAGGACCUUUUUACUCAGUGUAGGCACUCAGUAGACAUGCCUUAUCAUCCCAUCAUCACCCCCCCCUCCAACCACACACCCGGAGCUGUCUGAUGAUGACUCAUCAUAUUACUGUACAGAAUAAAGAAGCCUCUAUUAGUUAUUUAAAGGUUUGAUGUUCGAUAAGCUGGCGGUGUCAGAAGUUCAAGGGCUGCGGUGAGAUUGCGCAGGAGUGCUGGCCUGAGAUUGGAGCUGCUGGAGUGUGUAGAAUGUGAUCUUUGUCAUCGCGGACUUCUAUCUUAUACCCGAAUCUAAACGCACCAGUGGUAAUAGGUUGCCGUGCGUGCAUGUGUGUGUGCGUGUGAGUGUGUGUGUGUGUGUGGAGGGAAGCGAAUCUGAAUGAUAACAGCUGUUUUUUUUUUUCCCUCACUUACCUGCUGAUAUUCAUAAGUUCAGCCGCCUCUCCUCCCCUCGCUCCACCGAUAACACCGUCAACGUGAGACUGAUCAAGUUAGCCUUAAAUCAAACAGAUCCAUACCCCCCCUCCCCCUCCCCCCCCCCCCCCACCCACACCCCCCACCGACAUGACUCUCCUAAUAAACCGAUUGGGAUCUCUGGAAUUUUUAUACGCACACAUUUUUGAAAGUUCAGGUCAAACCAUUAUCAGCGAGACGGCAUAAGAAGUUCGAACAGGAAAACGACGAGGAAAUAAGAACGAGCGGUAGAGCGACUCCGGAGCGGGCAUCAAUCAGCGUCAGCAUUUGUACGUUCAAUCUUUUCCUUGUAAAUAAAUCUAUUUAAAAAGAAAACUCUUUUCACUUUGUACAGUAAACAGACAGACAGGAUGUAACUUUCAAUAUGUUUUACAGCAAUUUAAGAAAUAAACAAAACGACAAUAAAAACUCAUAAAAAACAAACAAAAGACAAAAAUAUGCAAAAUAUAGUUAAGACACAAAUAUUACUAAUCAUAAGUGAUAUAAUUGAACCUCUUUUUUUCUUUAAAUCUCAUGUUUACUUAAUUACGAUAGUUUUACCGAUCAGUAUACUGAUUAUGUUAAGACUUUUUUUUCAUAUUUUCACUAAAGUGUUGGAGGAUAAUUUACUGUAGGUGUAGACGUUUGGUGAUUUAAAAGGGGAAAAGUUUAGUUUUAGGAGUCUUUGCUAAGUUUCCCUUGAAUUGUGUUAGAUUCUCUCUUUUUAAGGUAAGCUCUUCUUCAUGCUUUUUUGAGAUCAAUUAACUACACAUUUAUGGGAUACAAUAUUAAGUGUAUACAUAGAUGAUAUUUGCAUAUAGAGGCAGUAUAUUGUGAUCCUUCAUUUUUAAAGCAGCGAUCCUUGUUAAAAACUUACAAGAUAUUUUGUGUUUUUUGUUGCCCGUUUUUUUGUUUGUUUUUUUUGCCCGGGCUCUUAACGGUGAUUGCACACAGAAUUUAGAGCCAUCGUCGGCCCGGCCUAUCCUGUUCCCUCUCUACGUUUGGGAUAGACAUCACUGUGGUAACGAAUAUACACACACACACAUAUAUAUAAACACACACAAAUGCGAGAGCGAGUUUAGUUUCAUCUUAUUGAGAAUCUCAUUCGAAGCUGAAAUGCAUUUGUGCAACCCCUUAUUAAAAGGUGCAACAUUUGUUCUGUCAUGUCACAUUUAACGUAGAGUUCUGCUUCGGGGGGGAAUCAACUGCUAUAUUUUAGCUCACAUAUUACUGAACUGUGUUAUUUGACAGUUGGAAACACUUAAAAGCUUUGGAUUCUAAUUUGUAUUUGUGCAACUUUGUGCGCUGCUUGUUUCUCGGGACGAGACGGGAAAAUAUAAUUUUGUGAUUUGUUGUGUACGUAUGCAAUUUUGUCCCCAUGCAGUCGGAAAUUAUUUCCCCCGCUCUUCUUCUUCUGUAUGGUACUGAUUCCAAUAAGUCUCCAUAAUCUUGGCCCCGGCCCUGAGAGAAGAAAUUCAUCUCUCUUUCUGUUUUUCUCCUCAACUGCUUUCACGUCUAGAGGGUUGAUUGAAAAGUGAAAAAUGUAUCCGUGUGCACGUAAACUCUGUGAGGUUUGCAUAUUUUUCACACAAGCCACCACUCCUCAUUUGCAAUAAACUGGAUAACCAAACAGAAAAAAAGCUCUUACUGUACACUGUAUGUGCCAAUUUAUCACUUGUGUUUUCAUGCAUUGGAAGGGAGCGAGCUAGCACCAGCUUCCAGCUGUUGGUUUGGGAAGUCAAAGUGUACCUGACACUGUGGUAAACAUGCUACCAUCAGGCCUUUACCACAUCCUGCUGCUCGGCUCUGCAGCCAGCGUGUGCAUGCCAGGCCGGUGAUGCGUGCCGGUGCUGCAGGCCGGGCCGGUGAUGCAGGCCGGGCCGGUGAUGCAGAGCAAGCACGGCUCACCAGAAGUCCAUAUUUCCCUCAUGGCCGCAUCGGUCCCGGGAGUCACUUCUCUGCACACGAGCGUGCCACAACGCAUUUUGUUAGGUCGUGUAGAGCGAAAACACUGUGUCACAUUUUUACAACACAAGAAAUGGCUUUGGAAAGUUAGUGUUGCUGGAACAUCCUGGAGGUGGAGGAUGUAAAUGUCACCUCAGCUGACGUGUGUUUUUCUGUCAGGGAUACUGACACAUGGGACCAAAAUAAGAGCAUGACGCGGUCAGCUACAGGGAUCGAUGUACCGGUUAAACUGACUCGUGAAAAUGUAUUUUUUUUGUGUGUUUUGGAGGAUUUGACAUCAAUAUUUUUAACCUCUUGAGUUGCUAAUCAUGUUUUUUUUUAUCAACAAGUCACAUGCAGAUAGGAAGAAUUAUACUGUGAUAUUUUAUGAAUGAUUUGUUGUGAAGGUCCAUGUAAUUUAGCUGCUUAUAAUUUUCCAAUUCACUUGUUUACUCAUAUUUUAAACAUGUGUGUACGUGUAUUAAUAUGUAUUGAUAUUGCUUUAUAUUGAUGCAUACAACAUUUUUCUAUUAAAUUGUGUACAGUUUUGUUUGUUUGUUAAUAUUGCUAUUUUCCAUCAUUGCUUUACCUGAAUGAAAAUUACAUAAGGGGUUGCUACUAAAUGUAUUUCACAAGGUGAACACACGUCUUCACUGAUUAAAUUUACUGUGGGAUGACAAAAAAUGUAACAUAUGAAUAGUUUCAAUUGUAUACAUAAUGAUAUACAUAAUAUUAUUCUUGGCCAUUCUUUUCUCUUUUUGUGGCCCUUUUCUUUGAAAUAAAUCCCUGAAAUUUUUACACCAACAGAAAAUGACACAAAAACAAAUAAUUGUACAGGUUGUGUAAAUACUGAAUAUUGGGGGAAACAUUUACCUUGUUUUUUUUGUUUUGUUUUUUUUGUAUGGAAACGAUCAAAUAUCUCAAUAACGAAAUUAACCACGUCAUGACAAAAUUGCAAAAAAAAGCAUCAUUAAGGUACUUCUAAUAAGGAUCAUACUGAUAUAUAAGUGCUCAAAUAAGACUAUUCUUUCUCUUUGUACAUGAUGAACAAAAUGAAGUGUUGAGUAUUAAUAAUAAAAAACUGUAAGUUUCA